GGUCGGCCCGGAAGAUGAAACCCAACUUUGAAAGCUCAACGUUCUGACUGUAAAUGGCGUCGGUCGGUGCAUGCGGCGGGGCUCUGAGCGCCCUGUCCUUGCUCAACUUCGCCUUUGUUUUUAUAUCUGGCGUUGAUUUUAUUGGGUUCAUUUCAUUCAGAGCUAUCUAUCACAACAUAACUGGUGAGACGACUCUGUGCCGAGACUCCGUGGCCUGGUCGACAGCGCUGCAGGAUGGCGUGGUCCUUAAAGCUCUCAUGGUGGACCUGGGACUUCUGGUUCUGUUCAUCGGCCAGCAUUGCGUGCUUUCAUAUGCACCUAUUAAAGAGGCCUGCAAGUUAUUUCUGGGGGACAUGUACAGAAGUGUUUCCUGCUUCAGCACAGCUCUGGUUUUGCAGAUUCUGAUAUAUUACUGGCAGCCUUUGACUGGUGCACCGUGUUUGUGGGCGGUUCGUCAAGCGCCCUGGAGCGUCUGGUUCCCUCUGGUGUGUUUCACCGUGCACUUCAUGUGUUGGGCGAUGAUCUGCAGCUCCCUCAUCAUAUUUGACUUCAUAGAACUGCUGGGCUUGAAACAGGUGUACAAGUUUCUUGGUUUUGGGGAUCUUCUGCCCGUCAAGUCAGCAGGAGCAGAACGUCUCUUGUCUCAUGUCGGCCUCCCAGUCUUCCUGGAGAUGUGUGUGGUUCUGUGGCUGCUGCCGGCUUUAUCCCUGGACAGGUUUUUGCUGGCGCUGACGCUGACAGCCUACCAGUCGCUGGCACAUUCUCUGGACAAACAGGAUUUAGACUUCCUCUCUGACCUGCUUAAGGGCAAGAUGGAGCUGUUUGCCGAGCUCCACUGAAUCACCUCAACCACUCGUGAAGUGAUCUGCUGCAGACUUUCCAAGCCUUUUAUUCUCAAGGACUGCUUUUUGUUUCCCUCUGCGCUGGUGCUGUCUUCAGUGUUUGUUGUUGCUUUAGAUCUCAUUUUGUCUGAGACAAGUAGUGUGUUUUACAUUGACCUUGUAUUUUUACAACCUUCAGUGGAGCUUCAUGAUCUUCAGUCUGAUAAAAAAAAAUGUUGGACACUAAAUGAGUGUCUGAGGAUGGGUUUUAUCUAGACAAUUUGUAUGUGUUUGAAUCUUCAUCUUUGUUGGGAGCUUUUGUAUAAACAUUGUCAUUAAACAAUUUCCCCACCAAAUACUCAAUGGAUAUCUGAAGAUGCUUGAACUUCAUACGAAACAGUUUCUAGAAUGUAACUCACAGAGUAGCAAACCUACAUUAUUGUGAAACCAUAUUUGCUGAAGUGAUCUGAUCACAAAUAUUUUCCUUGUCCUUUGCGAAAAAGUGCAUGGAUAAGAGUGGAUUCAAGACAAAACACUUAAAACGCUGUAGUAAAGUUUGCUGGAUACAAACCUCAAAGUAACAACGCAAAUGUACUGCAGUGUUCUGCUUUAUGAGCUGCAUGUUUGGUGUUCUUAAGCGGUGUUGCAGAACAAGCACUACAGUGUAGUGUGUUGUCAUUAUGCUGUGACAACUU
Messenger RNA from Synchiropus splendidus (mandarinfish), 1516 nucleotides. It is a transcript of the gene nrm, whose product is annotated as nurim. The coding region runs from base 54 to 839 and encodes 261 amino acids. Lineage: Eukaryota; Metazoa; Chordata; Actinopteri; Syngnathiformes; Callionymidae. The record is from RefSeq and is a predicted model, not a curated record. The transcript has 4 exons. Gene Ontology annotation, cellular component: nuclear membrane.